CACACAGGCUAACUGACGGCUCGUCCCAAGUUUUACCAGGUCCACCUUCUUCCUUCCUUUCUUCUUUCUUGUUUCUCUCUCUAGAUCACAAACAAACCAAACACUGUUUGCUUCCUGAUUCCGUCAUUUCAUUCCACGCGGACUGCAUUUCCUGAUCCAACUGGAUUCGGAUCCACUAUCAAACCGCCUGAUUCUACUCACACAAUCACUCUUCACUUGGAUCUGAUCUCCCUUCACCGAAUAUGGCGUUGUCCGGCAUGAGAGGUCUCUCCGUCUUCAUCUCCGAAAUUCGUAACUGCCAGAACAAAGAGCAAGAACGUCUUCGUGUUGAUAAAGAGCUCGGCAAUAUCCGCACUCGUUUCAAAAACGAAAAGGGGUUAACACCAUACGAGAAGAAGAAAUAUGUCUGGAAAAUGCUUUACAUAUUUAUGCUGGGAUAUGAUGUGGAUUUUGGGCAUAUGGAAGCUGUUUCUUUAAUAUCUGCACCAAAAUACCCAGAAAAGCAGGUUGGGUAUUUAGUGACAUCUUGCUUGCUCAAUGAGAAUCAUGACUUUUUAAGAUUAGCAAUCAAUACAGUUCGUAAUGAUAUUAUUGGCCGCAACGAAACGUUUCAGUGUUUGGCAUUAACACUGGUUGGGAAUAUAGGUGGUAGAGAAUUUGCUGAAUCGCUAGCACCUGAUGUUCAAAAGUUACUUAUCUCAAGUAGUUGCAGACCACUGGUGAAAAAGAAGGCUGCACUUUGUCUCCUUCGGCUUGUUAGAAAAAACCCUGAUGUUGUCAAUGUUGAUGGCUGGUCAGACCGAAUGGCACAAUUAUUAGAUGAGCGCAAUGUUGGCGUUUUAACAUCAUCGAUGAGCCUGUUUGUUUCUUUAGUGUCUAAUAACCAUGAAGCGUACUGGAGUUGUUUACCAAAAUGUGUUAAAGUAUUGGAAAGACUUGCUAGAAAUCAAGAUGUACCUCAAGAAUAUACAUAUUAUGGUAUUCCUUCACCCUGGCUUCAGGUGAAAACACUGAGGGCCCUUCAAUAUUUCCCAACAAUUGAAGAUCCAAACACAAGAAGAGCAUUGUUUGAGGUUCUACAACGAGUACUCAUGGGAACAGAUGUUGUGAAAAAUGUUAAUAAGAACAACGCAUCUCACGCUGUCUUAUUUGAAGCUCUUGCUCUAGUAAUGCAUCUUGAUGCCGAAAAAGAGAUGAUGUCACAAUGUGUAGCUUUGCUUGGGAAAUUUAUCGCCGUUCGUGAGCCGAAUAUCCGCUAUCUUGGUCUAGAGAAUAUGACUCGAAUGCUGAUGGUUACAGAUGUUCAGGACAUUAUUAAGAGACAUCAAGCUCAAAUUAUUACCUCACUGAAAGAUCCUGACAUCAGCAUACGGAGACGUGCGCUGGAUCUACUUUAUGCUAUGUGUGAUACUUCAAAUGCUAAAGACAUUGUUGAAGAAUUAUUACAGUAUCUCGGAACAGCAGAAUUCGCAAUGCGUGAAGAGCUGGCACUAAAAGCUGCUAUUCUUGCAGAGAAAUUUGCCCCUGAUUUAUCAUGGUAUGUGGAUGUUAUUCUUCAGUUGAUUGACAAAGCAGGAGACUUUGUCAGUGAUGAUAUUUGGUUUCGUGUCGUGCAAUUUGUAACUAACAAUGAAGACCUCCAGCCUUAUGCAGCCUUGAAAGCUAGAGAGUAUCUCGAUAAGCCUGCAAUACACGAGACAAUGAUGAAGGUUAGUGCGUAUCUGCUUGGAGAAUACAGCCACCUUUUGGCCAGAAGACCCGGGUGUAGUCCAAAGGAAAUAUUCGGCAUCAUACACGAGAAGCUUCCUACCGUCUCGACACCUACGAUUUCCAUUCUUCUCUCAACGUAUGCAAAAAUUUUAAUGCACUCACAACCACCAGAUCCGGAACUGCAAAAUCAGAUUUGGGCAAUAUUCAGCAAAUAUGAAACGAGCAUUGAUGCUGAGAUACAACAACGAGCUGUCGAGUAUUUUACAUUGAGUAAGAAAGGUGCAGCCCUGAUGGAUAUAUUAGCAGAAAUGCCCAAGUUCCCUGAGCGUGAGUCAUCAUUGAUUAAAAAAGCCGAAGACACUGAAGCUGACACAGCAGAGCUAAGUGCUAUCAAGUCGCGGGCCCAACAGCAGGCUUCUAAUGCCCUGGUGGUGACAGGUCAGCAGCCUACAAAUGAACCGCUACAAGUGACCCAACUUGGAAUGGUCAAGAUCCCUAGCAUCAACAUGGAAAAUAAUCACGUGGACCAAGAAGUGGCCCAAACGAAUGGGAUUACGGGUGACGUUGAGCCACAAAAUGCUGAUAUUCUUGGAGAUCUUUUAAGCCCACUGGCUAUUGAAGGCCCACCAGGUGUUUCUGGGACCGAAACCCUAAGUGAAGAUGGUGCAUUAGCUCUUGCACCUGUUGGAGAGCAGGAAAAUGCUAUCAAGCCGAUAGUAGAUAUCGUAGAAAGAUUCCAUGCCUUAUGUGUCAAUGAUAGUGGAGUUCUAUAUGAGGAUCCUUAUGUCCAGAUUGGUAUCAAAGCAGAGUGGCGAGGUCAUCAAGGCCGACUCGUUCUCUUCUUGGGGAACAAAACGACUUCUUCACUUGAUGCGGUUCAAGCGGUGAUUCUGCCGCCAUCCCAUAUGAAGUUGGAGCUUUCAUCGGUACCUGAAAUUAUUCCUCCACGGUCACAGGUUCAAUGUCCACUUGAAGUGGUAAAUCUUCGCCCGAGUAGGGAUGUUGCGGUUCUUGAUUUCUCAUACAAGUUUGGAACCAACUUGGUUGAUAAUAAGCUUCGCAUUCCUGCAGUCUUGAACAAGUUUUUUCAGCCGAUAACGUUAUCUGCAGAGGAGUUUUUCCCACAGUGGAGAUCACUUGCUGCACCUCCUUUGAAACUUCAAGAAGUGGUUAGAGGCGUAAGACCGAUGUCCUUGGGAGAAAUGGCAAAUUUAUUGAACAGUUUGAGGCUUAUUGUUUCCCCUGGACUGGAUCCAAAUGCAAAUAAUUUAGUUGCAAGCACAACCUUCUAUUCCGAAAGUACACGGUCCAUGUUAUGUCUGGUACGAAUAGAAACUGAUCCAGCCGACAGAACCCAAUUACGCAUGACAGUGGCAUCAGGGGACCCCACACUAACAUUGGAGUUGAAGGAAUUCAUCAAGGAACAAUUAAUUAGCAUCCCCACAGCCUCUAAACCGCCCGUGCCUCAACAACCUCAACCAACUACUCAACCGAUUUCAUCGUCAGAUCCUGGUGCUUUACUUGCUGGCUUGCUUUGAAAAGCCUUCAAAAUAAUAUCUUCGAAUACAUGUCCAUGGACACAAAAAGGGAAAAAAAGUUGUAGAAUUGUUAUUGCCAUGACAUAUUGCAAGAGUUGUAGCUCUGUUGGGAUGGCGGGGCGGGAACAUUUUGAAUAUUUUUUUGUUGAAAAGUUAAGAGAUUGUAUCUUGGUAGGUCGGGUUCGGUUAUUUUGCUCAUUCUUGGUGAGGGGGUUUACUUUGGGUUUUAAAUUCUUUGAAACAUUUACAUCGUCUAUAGGAGGUUGCGGGAUGGUGUAAUAUGGGAUAGAAGUGAAGUUGUAUGUAAGCUUAUUUGUUUUGUUUGGCAGUGCACAUAUAUACAUACAUAUGUAAUUUUUAUUGACAUUUUUGGAUAAGAGAUUCCAUGUUUUUCUCAUGUAAAAAACUAUCAAAUUUCA
Messenger RNA from Helianthus annuus (common sunflower), 3667 nucleotides. Its product is annotated as AP-2 complex subunit alpha-2. The transcript is spliced from 25 exons. NCBI's taxonomy places the organism in Eukaryota, Viridiplantae, Streptophyta, Magnoliopsida, Asterales, Asteraceae. Bases 243 to 3248 code for a protein of 1001 amino acids. Gene Ontology annotation, molecular function: clathrin-cargo adaptor activity. Gene Ontology annotation, cellular component: membrane coat; AP-2 adaptor complex. Gene Ontology annotation, biological process: intracellular protein transport; clathrin-dependent endocytosis. The record is from RefSeq and is a predicted model, not a curated record.